CCCCGGGCCCGCGCCGCCCUCGCCGGGCGCGAGCCGCCCGCGCGCCCGCUCUCCGCACCCGCCGCCGCCGCCGCCGCCGCCGCCGCCGCCGCCAGGCGCCCCGGCCGCCGCCCGCGCUUCAUGGCUGCGCAGGAAUGGGACUGGUUCCAGCGCGAGGAGCUCAUCGGGCAGAUCAGUGACAUCCGAGUCCAGAACCUGCAAGUGGAAAGGGAGAAUGUACAGAAGAGGACUUUUACUCGGUGGAUAAAUCUACAUCUGGAAAAGUGCGACCCACCUCUAGAAGUUACAGACCUAUUUGUUGAUAUACAAGAUGGCAAAAUCCUAAUGGCAUUGUUAGAAGUCCUGUCUGGGCAAAAUCUGCUGCACGAGUACAAAUCCUCAUCGCAUCGUAUUUUUCGUUUGAACAACAUAGCGAAAGCACUGAAGUUUUUGGAAGACAGCAAUGUGAGGCUGGUCAGCAUUGAUGCAGCGGAGAUCGCCGACGGCAACCCCUCCCUGGUGCUCGGGCUCAUAUGGAACAUCAUCCUCUUCUUCCAGAUCAAGGAGCUCACGGGCAACCUCAGCAGAAGCUCCCCAUCUUCCAGCCUGUCACCUGGCUCGGCGGGCACAGAUUCAGACUCCUCCUAUCCACCGACCCCCACCACCGAGAGGAACGCGGCGCUCUCCGUGAAAGACCAGAGGAAGGCCAUCAAGACCCUGCUGGCAUGGGUGCAGAGGAAAACCAGGAAGUAUGGCGUGGCGGUGCAGGAUUUUGCCGGCAGCUGGAGAAGCGGGCUGGCUUUCCUGGCUGUGAUCAAGGCCAUCGACCCCAGCCUGGUGGACAUGAAGCAGGCCCUGGAGGAGUCCAUGCGGGAAAAUCUCGAGAAGGCAUUCAGCAUUGCCCAUGAUGCCCUGCACAUCCCCAGGCUUCUGGAGCCGGAAGACAUCAUGGUCGACACGCCAGAUGAGCAGUCUGUGGUGACUUACGUGGCCCAGUUCCUAGAGCGCUUUCCAGAGCUGGAACCCGAAGACUUUGUGGAUGCUGAUAGAGAAGCGCCCAUAGAGUCCACCUUUGUCCGCAUCACAGAGACCCCUUCCGAACAGGAGAGCAAGAUCCUCCUCCUGGCUGAGAACGGGGAGCGUGCGUACACCGUCAACCACGAGUCCAGCCACCCGCCGCCGGCUAAAGUGUUCGUCUCUGACCAGCCUGAGAGCGUGAAGGACUUCGGCCUGGGCACCGUGUCCCAGCUGGAACGUGCCAACAGCAACACCGACUUCAUGCACCAGAUCGUCGACCAAGUCCUCCAGGAUGUCCCCGGCCGGGCGGAUGCCACCAGCGAGCCAGCGCCAGAUUCCUCCAUCCUGUCCACUAGGAAGGAGAGCCGGAGGGCCACCUCCCUGCCCAUCAAGAAGAGUGUCCACUUCGAGGCCGACACUUACAGGGAUGCGUCCUGCAGCAACUACAACCCAGACUCACGCUUGGAAGGGAACCAGCGAGCCUCCAAGGAGCUGCCGAAACCCGAUGGACGUGGCUUCUUUGCGGGGCCGACCGAGGAGAAGAAGCCAGACCCGGAAGCCAGUCCCAUCCCAGAGGCCCCCUCCGACAAAGCCCCCCGGGACACGGCUCUGCCAGACGCUCCAACCUCUCCGGCUCCCCAGGGCUCCCCGUUCUGUAACGGCACCUUAGAAAGUCCACCCGGCUAUGGGGAGGAAAGUUCUCGCCUGCCCCUGGACACCAUCAUGGCCGAGUCCUUGGAGAUCAAGGUGAAGCUGCUGACGGUGGAGGCCAUGAACAAGGACGAUUACUUUGAAGGCAUUCCGUUGAAGGCCUCGAAAUUUAACAGCGACCUGGUGGACUUGGCUUCCACCAGCCAGGCUUUCAGUGAGUGCCCUUUGCCCCGCGACCAGUCACCUGGCGAGAGGGAGGAGGAAGAGGAGGAGGAAGGGACUGAGAGUUACGCUGAGAAGCUGAAGAAGAGGAGAGCCAAGGCUGCUCACGCCAAGCUAGAGUCACCAGCACCCCAGGAGAGCAGCAAUGAGGACAAACCCCCCAAGGACUCAGGCCCGGAAGCUCAGGGCCGCCAUGGCGUGGCUGGGGAAGAGGCCCCCGCAGAUAAAAAGCCGGAGGUCUAUGAAAAGGCCAAGAAGAAGUCCACACGGCGUGGGAGCGAGGACGAUGCAGAAGCGGAAGCCCUGGUGGGGCUCGGCGCAGAACUGCUGUCCAAUCCCCCGAGCGCCAACAUCAGCUUGGAGACCCUGAGGAGCCACAGUGAAGAAGGCCUGAACUUCAAGCCUUCCCCGCCCCUCUCGAAGAUCUCCGUCAUCCCCCACGACCUCUUCUACUACCCGCACUACGAGGUGCCCCUCGAGGCCGUGCUGGAAGCGUAUGUGGAAGGCCCGGAGGGGCUGAAGAACGAAGAGGACAUGGAUCUGGACGAGCCCGAGGGGUAUCUGCACGGUCUGGACUCCAGGGAGGAGGCCUACAGCUCCCAGAGCAGCUACAGCUUCUCAUCGCCCGACGAGGGCCAGCCCAGUGCCAGCCGCCUCGUGCCCUGUGCCGACAGGGCUGACGAUGGGGCUACCACUGCGGGCAUCCUACCCGUCCCCCGAGCUCCCCACGAGGACCACCAGCCACGGGAGACCAAAGAGAGUGGCCCUAAGGAGAGCCAUCAGGCCCAAGACUCCACCAAGUCUGGAAACAUAGCGAGCCCGUUAGAAACCAAAGUAGCAGGCGAGUCCACCAGCAGUAAAAAGAAAGAGAAAAGAAAGCACGUGGACCACGUAGAAACUUCCUUCUUUGUAGCGCCUGGGACCGUGCGGUCCUCGGAUGACCUUGAAGAUGACUCUGGGGAGCACAGAGUCCCUUCCAGGACUAGCCACAGUGAUUCCAGCAUUUACAUUCGGCGGCACAGUAAUAGGUCUUUGGAAACGGACCAUUUUAGCUAUGUCCAAUUGAGGAAUGCAGCAGAUCUGGAUGACAGGAGGAAUCGAAUGUUAAACAGGUACAAUGCUCAGAAGCUCACUGAGCUCAUUUUACAGUUCUAUGGCAUCAGAGCAGACAUGAAGAGGGAAUGCAAACAUACCAGGAUGUCUAUGAAAGGGGCCAACCACUCUGGAGAAGCCACGCAGGGGAGCCCCAGCCCGCAGAGUGACUCUUUGACCCAGCUGGUCCAGCAGCCAGAUGUGAUGUAUUUCAUUCUCUUCCUCUGGCUCCUGGUGUACUGCCUGCUGCUCUUCCCACAGCUCGAUAUGAACCGGCUCUGAUGUGCGUGUCUGGAGAAUAAAAAGACAGGACCCCAAGCAGGGGGUGGGAUCUUU
Messenger RNA from Perognathus longimembris pacificus (Pacific pocket mouse), 3297 nucleotides. It is a transcript of the gene Clmn, whose product is annotated as calmin. Gene Ontology annotation, cellular component: meiotic nuclear membrane microtubule tethering complex; nuclear outer membrane; cytoplasm. Gene Ontology annotation, biological process: negative regulation of cell population proliferation; nuclear migration. Lineage: Eukaryota; Metazoa; Chordata; Mammalia; Rodentia; Heteromyidae. The transcript is spliced from 15 exons. Gene Ontology annotation, molecular function: actin filament binding. The coding region runs from base 121 to 3243 and encodes 1040 amino acids. The record is from RefSeq and is a predicted model, not a curated record.